Messenger RNA from Salvia splendens (bonfire salvia), 717 nucleotides. RefSeq lists its product as uncharacterized. The record is from RefSeq and is a predicted model, not a curated record. The transcript is spliced from 3 exons. Bases 1 to 717 code for a protein of 238 amino acids. NCBI's taxonomy places the organism in Eukaryota, Viridiplantae, Streptophyta, Magnoliopsida, Lamiales, Lamiaceae.
AUGGCGGAUGAUGAGGGGCCGAAGAAGUAUAGUCCGCAGGAGACAAUGUGGCUGGCCAAGAACUUCGUCGACGUCUCCGAGGAUCCUAUCAUCGGCAACCAGCAGAGCGAUAAAGUGUUCUGGGAGCGGAUUGCCCAGAAGUACAACGCUGGUCGACCUAGAGGGUCGUUCGAGCGUAGCUACGUGGAGCUACACAAGCAUUGGGGUCGGGUCCAGAAGGAGAUGAACAAGUGGAAUGGCAAGUGGACUAACGUAGUCCGGAUGUGGCCUAGCGGGCACAUCGAGAUGGACCUCGUAGAGAAGGCCAAGGAGGAGUUUUUCGCCGACGGGAAGAAGCACUUCAAAACUGGCGGCAAGUGGGGCGCCGAAGAGAACCAAAGUUUCUGCCGCCGGACACUAUUCGUAGAGCGAAGGAGUCCGCCAAUCGACCUCAACGUGACAGACGACGGCAUCUUCCUCUCAUCCCCUGGUACUCAAAGCCGUCCGAUGGGAACACAGAUGGCAAAGAGGAAAGCGAAGGGGAAGACAACUGCUACGAGCUACCCCACUAUGCCGCCGCUCAAUCAUUCUCUGUAUAAGAUAUCCGACUCUAUGUCGGAUAUGAGUAUCACCUUACGGAUGGGCCAGCUGACGAAGUUGACAUCGAGGGACACCUCGACAAUGUCGGAGUUCGAGCUCGAGUUGCACCAUGAGAUGAUCGCCUACCUUCGCGAUUAG